UGGAGUUUGAAUCCAUUGGUGGAUAUUCCUCUGUGAGGUGGCAGAGCACUUCAUUCCUAUCCUCUCACUCAGCCUUCUAAGUGCUGUUGCCAUUCAUGGUUCAUCCCAGGCACCCCCUCUCUACUAAGAAUGGUUUGCCCCAUCACCAGAGAACUUUAUCAUGCCCACGCCAAAAGGAAAGAGGAGGCGCCGAAUUAAAAGCUAAUUAUCAUAUCAUCGUACAGUCCCGGGACUGAAGAAGACCGGCGUCUCAACCCAGACUAGUUGUGGCGGUGCCACUGACUCCUUCCAUGGAGCGUUGCGCAUGCGUGGAGAGGGAGCUGGACAAAGUGCUGCAGAAGUUCCUGUGCUACGGCCAGUACUGCGAGCUGCGACUGGAGGAGCUGCUCCGCUACGUCACCCGGCUGAGGGAGGAGCUACGCGACCCAGACUUGCAACGGACACCACUGUCUGCUACACUCUCCCUGGUUAUUUCUCAGUGCUGUAAGAAUAUCAAAGACACUGUGCAGAACUUAGCUUCAGACCACAAAGACAUUCACAGCAGCAUUUCUCGUGUGGGAAAAGCAAUUGAUAGAAAUUUUGAUGCAGACUUGUGUGGCAUUGUUCCUGCUGUGGUCUGGGAGUCCCAAGAGAAGCAGAUACUGGUGAUGGCCAUCAUAGAGCAUCUCUACCAACAGGGGAUGCUGGGAGUAGCUGAAGAAAUGUGUCAGGAAUCCACUGCAAAUGUGGAUGUAGACUUCAAAAAGCCAUUCCUGGAACUUAACAGCAUACUAGAAGCUCUGCACAAACAAGACUUGGAGCCUGCUCUGAGCUGGGCGAUAUUCCAUAGGCAGCAGCUGGCAGAAUUGAACAGUUCUCUCGAGUUCCGGCUGCAUCGGCUCCACUUUAUCAGGCUCCUUGCUAGUGGUCCAGGAAAGGAGCUGGAGGCCCUGAGCUACGCACGCCACUUCCAGCCCUUUGCACAUUUACACCAGCAAGAGAUUCAGGUCAUGAUGGGCAGCUUGGUGUACCUGCGCUUGGGCCUCAGAAACUCCCCAUACAGGCACUUGCUGGAUGAUAGUCAUUGGGGUGAUAUUUGUGAGACUUUCACACGUGAUGCCUGUGCCCUACUGGGACUCUCUGUGGAGUCACCUCUGAGUGUCAGCUUUGCUGCAGGGUGCGUAGCACUGCCAGUGCUUAUGAACAUCAAGGCUGUGAUUGAGCAGAGACAAUGUACAGGCGUCUGGAGCCACAAGGAUGAGCUACCAAUUGAAAUUGAGCUAGGGAUGAAAUGCUGGUACCACUCAGUCUUUGCAUGUCCCAUCCUGCGCCAGCAGACAACAGACUCUAACCCACCUAUCAAGCUAAUCUGCGGACAUGUUAUCUCUCGAGAUGCCCUCAACAAGCUCAUCAAUGGAGGGAAGCUGAAGUGCCCAUAUUGUCCCAUGGAACAGAACCCAGCUGAUGGAAAGCGCCUCAUCUUUUGAUAAUAAGAAGCCUUGGAAGUAAAUUUGUGAAAAUGCGGGGAUAAUGUUUAAUGAGAAGUGCUGUGUAUUUGCAACAAUACAUAGUGUCUUGCUUGGGAAUGGCCCCAGCUGCUAUAGCUAUGGAAAUUUUCUGGGGCUAGAUAGGUUUUCUAGUGUGAGGCAAGACAUGAUUCUAUAUUCCUGUCAGCAUAUAACUGUCACUGUCUCCGAGACCCCUUCUUUGUUGACAUGUGUCAACACCUCCUGAUGCAGUUUUCUUGUUGCAAUAGGGGUUGUACAACAAUCAGAAGAACUGCUGCUGUUUUUAAACUUUGAAACAGGCUUUGAUUUCAAUCAGUUUGAAGUGAGGAAAAUUCGUUUUUGUUUUGCUCCUAAUGUAUGGUUUGGCAACAAGGGAGUGUAGAAAGGUGGGCUACAUCUAAUUUAAGUUAGGAAAAAAAUGGAACUUGCUUUGAAGAAAGGUUUAAAAUAGUUUGGAAAGGAAUCUUGGCCCACUGGCUUCACUAAAGGUCAUGUUUGUGCCUACAGCCAUACACAAUGAAGUAAUCACAAGAGUUAAUGCUUCUGGACAAAAAAACAAAAAAACCCUCUCCAUCCCCUAGUAUUAUGGGAGAAGCACGCAGACCUGCUGUGAAUAUAUAUUAGUGUCCUACUGCUGUAUUUGCUGAGUAGGAAGAACCAACUAAGCUUCAUUUUAAACAAUGAAACUUAUAAUGACCAGUGCAGGGUAAGAAAACUGGUACAAUAGGAAUUAGGACCCAUAUAGGCAUAUAGAUAAGAUACAAUUCAACUUUCCUCCUUGUACUGCAAUGUGUGUUCCUUAAAAAUGGUAAUAUAGGUCCUGCUAUAUAAACAAACUAUUUCUGACAAUGGUAUGAGAAGGACCCUAGAAAACAUAUAUAUGAUACACAUUCUUAACAGGGAUAUUACAUCUACUUUUAUAGCUACCCAUAAAACAUCCCUGAAGAUAGAGUGAAAAGUAGGUACAUCUACUGGCAGAGUUCAUAAAAAUCAAGAACUGAUAUUCUAGUAAACUGUUUCAAGAGCUGAGCCUACCUCCUUUAGGAAAAAUGAUAUGUAAGUUAUUUAUAAAUAACUAUUGAUGCUUUAAAGAUAAAUAUGUUCUAAUUCAAAGGCUACUGGACCAGGUCAGUGCCUACAACUUAAAUUUGAAAUAAGUGAGCAACAUUUGACUGUAAGAUACAGUCUUUCUAAUGUUGUUGUAGCCCACAGAUAUAAUCUUGGGGCUUUAUCUGACUGCAUAUGAUCAUUAUUUUACCUUUCUCUAGGGCACAAAUAACUGCUAUGACUAUGGAAGAAAUGGCAUAGGAAUAUACCUAAAUAAAUUUUUUCAGAUAGCUUGGUAGAUACUUCUGGUGUUGGCUUAUUUAAAACCAUAUAUUACAUACAGUAUUGCUUCUAAAGGUCUUCAGCCAAGUAAGAUACAUAUACAGAACUGGUGUGAAUGUUGGAUUAUGACUCCAUGGUUAAAAUCUCUGCUCAGCCACAGAAAUACACUGGAGACCUUCAGCAAACCACGUUCUCUUAGCCCAAAAGGAAAAUAAUGGAAAAGCUUCUCUAAAAAAAUGUUGCCAAGAAAAUCCCAAAUAAAAUCACUGUAUGUUGGAAUGAA
Molecule: messenger RNA, 3099 nt
Organism: Sceloporus undulatus (fence lizard)
Lineage: Eukaryota; Metazoa; Chordata; Lepidosauria; Squamata; Phrynosomatidae
Gene: RMND5B
Product: required for meiotic nuclear division 5 homolog B
Exons: 11
Coding region: 291-1466 (391 amino acids)
Biological process (GO): proteasome-mediated ubiquitin-dependent protein catabolic process
Cellular component (GO): nucleus; cytoplasm; GID complex
Molecular function (GO): protein binding; ubiquitin protein ligase activity
Source: RefSeq, a predicted model, not a curated record